Euleptes europaea (tarantolino) is the source of this 1719-nucleotide messenger RNA. Its product is annotated as protein regulator of cytokinesis 1-like. Gene Ontology annotation, molecular function: microtubule binding. Gene Ontology annotation, cellular component: spindle; cytoplasm; mitotic spindle midzone. Lineage: Eukaryota; Metazoa; Chordata; Lepidosauria; Squamata; Sphaerodactylidae. The record is from RefSeq and is a predicted model, not a curated record. Gene Ontology annotation, biological process: microtubule cytoskeleton organization; mitotic spindle midzone assembly. The coding region runs from base 1 to 1719 and encodes 572 amino acids. The transcript has 14 exons.
AUGCCGAAGCCGCCCAGGGAAAGCGAGGUCUUGGCUGCCUCGUUAGUAAACAGUGUCUCCAAGGGUCUGGCUAACCUGCUAGACUUAUGGAAUGAAAUGGGCAUGAAGAAAGAACUGCAGCUGGAUCGUAUGCAGGCUGUGAAGGCCCACAUUGAGACACUGUUGAAUGACAUGAUUGAGGAAGAAAGAAACUUGAAAGAAAAAAUUGAAAAUGACAUUGAAAUGCACAGGAAGCAGUUGAAUAUAAUCAGAAGCGAACUCAAGCUGGAUUCUUACCAGGUUGGCGAAGGUUUGUCCAUGCUUCAGCUUGAGAGAGAGUUUCGCUUAGCUUUAGAAGCUGCUGUGAAAGAAAAAAGGGAGAGACUGGAGAAACUGAGACGGCUGCAGCAAGAAGAUCAGGCACUGUGUGCAGAGCUUUGUGCCACCCCCUACUACAUCCCUACAGGCAGUGUUCCCACUUCCUCGCAGCUGAUAGAACUAGAAGGACACAUUCAGAAUCUCCUGCAAGUAAAGGAGCAAAGGCUGGAAGAGUUCUUAAAGCUGAGAAGAGAAAUCAGACAUUAUAAUAAAGAAAUUGGACAUACACCAGAUAGCACACUGGAAAACGAGAUGCUGCUUGAUGGCGAAGAAUAUAUUUGCCUUACAAAGAAUAAUAUUGAAGAUCUUAAAUCACUUGUUUAUCAGUUGCAGGUCAAGAAAGGCUCCCUUACGGCCGCCCUUGAGACACUGACGAAAGAAGUGCAACUUCUGUGGGACAGACUUCAGUGGCCGCAGGAGCAGCAGGAGGAACAUAAAAGAAUUACGAGCAAGCACUCUAUUUCUGAAGCACUGAGGAUGUGGGAAGAACAGUUGCGGUACCUAGAGGAGCUGAAGAAAGAGAAAUUGAAGGAUCUUAUUUUAAAAGUCAGGCAACAGCUUGAUAGUUACUGGCAAAAAUGUUUUUAUAGCAAUGAACGGAGGGCCGCGUUCCAGCCUUUUUAUAAUGACAAUUUCACAGAAGACUUGUUGAGUCAGCAUGAUGAGGAACUUCUGGCUGUCAAACUUGAGUAUGAGAAGAACGAACUUUUGUACAGUAGUGUACACAAAUGGGAAGCCACAUGGGACCGUUUCAUUGAAUUGGAGAAAAAAUCUACAGAUCCGAGCAGACUUCUGAACAGAGGCGGUAACUUGCUCAAAGAUGAAAAGGAGCGAUCAAAGAUCCAAAAGCAGUUGUUAAAAUUGCGCGAAGACCUGAAGAAAAAUAUCGAAAGCUGGGAAAGAGAAAACGGCUCUGACUUCCUGGUCAACCAUGAAAGGCUUUUAGACUCCAUAGCUCAUCAGUUGGAACAUCACAAGCUUAAGAAAGAUCAGACAAAAAUGGCUGCAAAGAGGGAUGAAUCAGUGCCAAAAGCAGCUGUUAAAAGACCUGCAGGUGCAACUACGCCAACUCCCAGCAAGAUACGCAAGGUAAAUGGAGGCGCUAAUCUAGCUGUAUUUAAAUCAAGUAGCUGCUGUAAUAUCACACCCCAAAAUGCCGCUGCCGGCAAACCGUCUGCUCAAAUCAGAACUUCUUCCAAAAGCAUACCUCUAGAUUCCCUGCACCGGCCACCAUUGCAAGAGUGCAAGGAAAGCAUACCAGACAGUCAACUUAACUAUUCAGAUUUCAUGAAAGCCCUGUCGGUGAAAUCCAGCAGCAACGGAAUUUUCAAUUCUACAUUAAAGGAGAACUUGAACCGAUGA